AGAGGCGAGGCGCUGUUGGAGAUGAGCGGGCGGUCGCUUCAGGAACGUCCUCCCUCCAAUUUGGAAAUCUAUCGCUGGCUGUAAGAGGCUCGGGAUGAAGAGCUGAGAAACACAUCUUCUGGAUCAUUUCUACUUCAGCGAGGAGCAACGCACUUUCAAAGAGGAGCGAGUCAAGUUUGAAAUCAAACGUCAGGAUGAAGACGACCUUUUCCUAUUUGAGCUUAAUCCUUCUGGGCCUUCAUUUCCUGACGGCCAGCGGGCAGCUGGAACCCAAAAAACCACGACCCCUUGAGCCCCUGACCGCUACACAAAGACGCGGGCUCGUCGAGCGGGACGUGCGGGGUCCGCUGAGGCCCAACAUCACCAUGCCGCGCCGACGUAUGCCCCCCAUGUGCAGCGCGCCCACGGAAAUUCGAGACACGUUCAAGUACAUCAACACGGUCGUGUCCUGCCUGGUGUUUGUUGUGGGCAUCAUCGGCAACUCCACACUCUUAAGGAUCAUCUAUAAGAAUAAAUGCAUGCGCAACGGGCCAAACAUCCUCAUCGCCAGCCUGGCGCUCGGCGACCUGCUGCACAUCAUCAUCGGCAUUCCCAUCAACGUUUACAAGCUCCUCGCGGAGGAUUGGCCUUUUGGGGUGGCUCUGUGUAAGCUGGUGCCAUUUGUCCAGAAAGCCUCGGUGGGGAUCACGGUGCUCAGUCUGUGUGCACUCAGCAUUGACAGAUAUCGCGCCGUGACCUCAUGGAGCCGAAUCAAAGGGAUCGGCGUUCCGAAGUGGAUGGCGAUCGAAAUUGCACUCAUCUGGCUGUUAUCCAUCAUCCUGGCUGUGCCUGAGGCAGUCGCUUUUGACAUGAUCACGAUGGACUACAAAGGAGAUCGCUUGAGGAUCUGUUUAUUGCACCCCAUGCAGAAAACAGACUUUAUGAGGUUCUAUAAAUCGGUGAAGGACUGGUGGCUGUUCAGCGCCUAUUUCUGUCUGCCGUUGGCCUGCACUGCCAUUUUUUACACGCUGAUGACCUGCGAGAUGCUGCGGAAGAAGAACGGCGUCCAAAUCGCCCUCAGUGACCACCUCAAACAGCGACGGGAGGUUGCCAAGACCGUCUUCUGUCUGGUUCUGGUCUUCGCUCUGUGCUGGCUCCCUCUCCACCUCAGCCGAAUUCUAAAACUCACCAUUUAUGACGAGAAAGAUCCAAACCGCUGCGAACUGCUGAGUUUCUUUCUAGUCUUGGACUAUAUUGGCAUCAACAUGGCAUCUGCCAACUCCUGCAUCAACCCGAUUGCCCUUUACUUGGUCAGCCAGCGAUUUAAAAAUUGCUUCAGGUCCUGCCUGUGCUGCUGGUGCCUACCGGCAGAGAUGUUGAUGAUGGAUGAGAAGCAGUCGUGCAUGAAGCUGAAGGUCACGGAAAGAGCAUCCGACCAGAGCAACUCUCGAAUCACCAACAAGUCGACUACGGCCUGAAUAUUGUAAGCUACUCCUGAGAAAGGAACGAAACGUGAGGUCAAAAGAAUGACAAGGUUUGUACAAUCGAGGGAGGCGGAGGCUCAUCUCCAAAAUCAUAGGAGGUCUUGAACUCAACACCUGUGAUGAGGUGAAAAUUAGGAUCGCUCCAACCAAGUCUAAGUCGCGUUUCAUUGCGUGUAUGAAAUCACAGCGCGGUUUCUCUGUUUCAUUGACUCGCUGAUAAAAAAAUUUAAAAAAAAUAAAAAACAAUGAUGCUGGGGCACAGCGUCAAUCUCCUGUAUGGACAUGGACAUGGUCUGUUUCUGCUUCCGCCACGCUGAAAACUGAGUGCGCCUCUCUCCUGCGCUAAACUUAAAACGGAAUGGCCGGGAAGCAAGUCAGCCGCAUUCACUCCCACGAAAGUAGCCAAAGAAUGACAUCCCCACGCGUACACCGAAUUCCACCACGCUUUGCCCCAGACGUGCAUGUUGUUUCUUUCCAACUUCUGACUGCACUGCUGAUGCGCCACGACAGUGCGAAGACCAUCCAGCUGUUUUGUUACGCUGUUCGAUAUUUGAGCCAACAAUAUUUGAGGAUUUCACGUUUCGUUCUUGUUUUUAUCACAAUCUGCCCAAUUUACCUUCAAUGUACAGCAUAGGAUGCGCUAAGAGUAUAUACUGUAUGUAUAAUAUAUAUGUAUGUAUAUAUAUAUUAUGUGUGUGUGCGUGUGUAUGCAAAGUAAGUCUGUUGCUCGGUCGUAAUCACUGACGACUGUCCAUAAAUGUUUUAGUGUUGCCUGUUAUUGUGGUCGAACGCGUAUGAUUGACUUAAGUGUGAAGGCGGGCGGCAUCAUAUGACGGGAAAGCUAACACAAGAGCUGUAUUGUGAUUGUAUUUUCUUCUCACUUCCCAACUACACCCGAAAACACGCACACAUGAAGCUUUGACCUGGGAAAGUUGCUGCAGGCUAAAUCCCGUGUCACGCAUGACACAUUAGCGGCCAGAGAGCCAAAGAAGAUCUCUGUCCUGUGAUCACUCAGCCACCCCUCCUCCACAACACUCGCUCUUUCUUCUUUGUCUUCUUUCCGCCCGUUUUUUCCCCCCCGCCCAUUUGUGUCUUUUACCUUUCCAGGUCCUCGACCCCCCCCCCCCCCCCCCCCGGUUUACAUUCUUUGGCGUUCAUUUCUCGCUUUUUCCAUUCCUUCGGUAUGAGGACUCUGGUUAGGUUCGCACAACUGUUGAGUUUCAUUAUCAGGUCAAAGCCUCUAUUCUCAGAGAUUCAGUAUCUAAUGUACAAAAUAAAUCUUCAAGACUUAAAUGCUUUGGCUUGGGAGUAUAGUCUUGUUACCUGUAUAUAUAAUAAAGGAUCUGCCUAUGGUG
Molecule: messenger RNA, 2818 nt
Organism: Hippocampus zosterae (dwarf seahorse)
Lineage: Eukaryota; Metazoa; Chordata; Actinopteri; Syngnathiformes; Syngnathidae
Gene: ednrba
Product: endothelin receptor Ba
Exons: 8
Coding region: 195-1457 (420 amino acids)
Biological process (GO): regulation of blood pressure; G protein-coupled receptor signaling pathway; enteric nervous system development
Cellular component (GO): membrane
Molecular function (GO): endothelin receptor activity
Source: RefSeq, a predicted model, not a curated record